AUGAAACUUUUUAAGGGGAUUAUUGCUGCCAUAAUUACUGUGACGUUGAGUUCACAAACUCUCUGCGCCCCACCACAGUCAGCACCAAGGACAAUUCAAAUCCUCGUCACUUAUGUGAUUCCUUCCAAAACUGCCAAUGCCACAUAUGAGGUAUGAAUGGUGUGAGGUUUGUAGCUGAUCAGAAGUAAUAUUCUCUAAAGAAAGGUUAUUUAGCCUUUCUCUCUUUCAAUACAUGCUACUCGAAAACUACAUCAAACUCUCGCGUACGUUCCUUUUCUAUUGGUACAUACCAAAAGACUAUGAUCACAUGUAUUUCUCGAACAGGAAAUCUAACACAUGAAUCACAAACUUCCAGCGAUUUUAUUUGUACUGUCCACUGACAGUGAUGCAUAAAAACGUUGAACAGAUAAUUGUUGAUUAUUUAUUACCAACAAAAGAUAACUGUCAAUUGUCUUUUUUCUGGUUUCUUACUGGCCUGAAUUUCAGCCGUCUCUGCUUCGAGUCGCAAUCUCCCGAGAAAGACGUCUAAAUCAAACAAGCAGCUCAUAUCGUCCAGUGAAGUCACUAGCCGAAAACUGGAAACCAAGAGUAAAACAAUUAUUUACCGUGCAGACCUUUCCGGACGAUAUUUCUUUGUUUGCCAGUUGUAAAUAGCGUUGUUCUUCCUGCAUGAAUUAAUUACGCAAAGGAGUAGUGACGUCACUGGACGGCAUUACCGGCUCAAUGAUUCAGACGUGUCACUCGUGGAGUUUGCAACUCGAGGAGACGGUUGAAAUUCAUUCUAGUAUCUCGUAAGCUAUUAUAGAAAAGUGAAAAUGUUCACCUCCUUUUUUCCCUAUCUAUCUAUCUAUCUAUCUAUCUAUCUAUCUAUCUAAUCUCACUGUUUAUCUAAAUAUCGACUUAUUUAUUUAUUUAUUUAUUUAUUGCAGAUGAAAAACCUGUACCACUUCAUCAACUCAACAAGUUUACCACCCUUCAGCCGCUUUCCGCCACAAAUCAACACACAAUCUUGCUCCUUAAACCAGGUAUCCGUUUGAAAACCUUCAUCUAAAGCUAACACUGACUUUACUCUCAUGAUUAAGUCACAAGCUAUGACUAAAUUCAUUAGAUUUUUUUUCUAUUUAAGGACAUUGAUUGAACGAAAAGAAGGAAGUUGACAAUAGGUGCAAAUUCGUGCAACCAAGUUACUUAAAAAAAAAAACAGAAGAAAUUUGAAAAAAUAACAUUAAAUUUACAAAAAGCAAAUGAACUAAAUAUAUCUUGCUCCAACCGGUUUGUUUCUCUGCUGUAUAUCCAAUAAAUGUUGACAGCUCUAGAGUGGCUGUUAGCAAUGUAUUUGAAUAUCUUUUUUUUCUCUCAAGCAAUUAAAGGACAAUCUAACAAUCGCCUAUGAGAAGAUGAAUGUUUUCAGCAGUCCGCUGUACAUGGCCUUAUCCUAUGAAGAAAAUCAAGGGCCGUUGCAUAAUUCAGUGGCUCAGAUGCUCUGGGACAUAAGCACUGACAUCAAUGCGACAUCUGUAAUGCUUAUGCGCGAGGUAACAAAAUUUUGAUUUGAAUUGAAUUAUAACUUUUUCGAAGGAACCCAAACACGGAAUAUAUUUUUUGCAGGCCAAGAACGUGAUACUACUUUAAAAUGAUUUAUUUUUUAAGUCCAAACGAAACGACACCAGGAAACCCGACAAAGUAUUUCGCAUGUGAUUAAAAAAUUUCACUUUUACAGCCUACAAAAGCUAUCCAUAUUUUCUCUGUGUUUUCACAGUAGAUCGUGAAAACCCUUAAGGCCAUCAUUUAUUCCAAACGAUUAGAUGCAAAACGAAAUAGAUUAAUUACUUAAUUUUAAUUCCCCACAGUUGUUGAAUAGCUGGGUAGCGCUAUCCAUCGGAUAAAUCAGUAUCCAGUCGAUAAGUAUUAGAAAAACUAAUUGCAAUAUCUAUUGGAUAGCACUAUCCACCAUUUGAGCAACUGGGGACAGCGAUUAAGUUCAUUCAAAAUAAGUCUGAUAAGUCUAAACAUCUUUUGCAAAUUUUUCAGAUGCAAAAGAACUCCUUCCCUGUACCAACCACUGCAACUGGAAAUUUUACCGCGCAGAUGAACAACAUCAUUCGAGUGUAUCUCCAAACACUGGUUCAAGGUAACUUGCUGGUAAGAUAAUCACUUCUCGUACCAAAGAAUGGUGUUUUCAGGGAUGAAAUAAAGAACAAAAAUAUAUAAAAGACCAUUACUGAAUCUACCCAAACAAAACUUAGUAUACUGCUGUUAACUCCUUAAUGAGGCACUUUUGGGCAAAAUUUUCCUUUAGUUUAGGCAGGGAAUAAAAAAACUAAUAACUUGAGCUACUGGUAGCUGCACGGUCAUUCCCGAAAAAUGUAAUGGUUAGUUAUCUCAUGGAGGAGCGAUGUGGAAAAAGUGUAACGGUAAUGUUGUUACACCCGUUUUCAAAAGUUACCCUGAAAUGAAAUCCAUUUUCUUCACAGCAAGGUCCUCUUAUAGAUGACAUGGUGACGACUUACCGCAAUUACGUCCUUCUCUACUCGCUAAAAAACGUCGUUAAAGAGGUCGCCACUUGUGUCUUUUAUUUGUAA
Molecule: messenger RNA, 2582 nt
Organism: Porites lobata
Lineage: Eukaryota; Metazoa; Cnidaria; Anthozoa; Scleractinia; Poritidae
Source: the annotation of a GenBank genome assembly